Molecule: messenger RNA, 989 nt
Organism: Cajanus cajan (pigeon pea)
Lineage: Eukaryota; Viridiplantae; Streptophyta; Magnoliopsida; Fabales; Fabaceae
Product: transcription repressor OFP16-like
Biological process (GO): negative regulation of DNA-templated transcription
Source: RefSeq, a predicted model, not a curated record
UUAGUUUAUUAUAUAUAAGGCGCAGACCAAGAAAGUGUGCAUGUUUUCUGUCUCCCUCUGAUUGUGAAAAGUGGAAAGUGGAAAGAUCAAAGAUGCCGAGCCUGUUCUCCAAACACCUUCAUCUGUGUUUCUUGAAGCCGAAAUACCCCACCAUUCUCUGCCAGCCACCACCUUCCACGGACACGAAGGACUCCGACAGCACAGAGCCAGACUUGGCCUCCGUGUUGGCCUCCCAGCGGUUCUUCUUCUCCUCCCCUGGCACCUCCAACUCCAUCGUAGAGUCCCCCGACAGUCGCAGCUUCUUCAUUCCCACAGGGGGUGGCGUGAGAGUCCCCAAAUACUCUCUCAACCCCUACAAAGACUUCCUCCGCUCCAUGCAGGACAUGGUUCGUUCUCGCCAACUCUUGGACAUCACGCUAGACUCCGAUUACCUCCAUGAACUUCUCCUAUGCUACCUCGCUCUCAAUCCCACACACACCCACAAAUACAUCCUUCGCGCUUUCACCGACCUCCUUCUCCAACUCUUCUCUUCCGCCCCUUCCCGCACUACGUACGAGGUUUGUGUUUCAUCAAAAGGACAGCUUGAGCCAAACCAAGGAGGCGUCUGUAGACUGUAGACUGUAGACUGUAGAGGGACGAAUGCUAGACCUCUUUUUCAUUUUAAUUAAUUACUAUAAUAUAGACUAUAGUGCUGCUUUCUGUUCAUACUUUUAUUUUAUUUUGGAAGAAAAGAGCGUGCUGUGAUUUCUUGGAAUUAUUGUGACGUUGGUGAUGGGGAUAGUGGGUGACAAAGCAGGGUUCGUUUAUUGUCCUUGUGUUUGUUGUUGCUCUUGCUCUCUCUGUGGUCCUUAAUGGUAUUAGGGAUGUUCUGCACACAAAUUCACCAGCACCUUCGUUUUCUUCUGUGUGCUAACGUACAAUGCUGCCCUUUAAUUUGUCUCUUCAAUCCUCCUCAUAACUCAAUAACUAUUCUGUAAAUUUUGGUUCCA